Molecule: messenger RNA, 2451 nt
Organism: Arctia plantaginis
Lineage: Eukaryota; Metazoa; Arthropoda; Insecta; Lepidoptera; Erebidae
Source: the annotation of a GenBank genome assembly
AUGGAUCAAGAUAAUCGUGUUAUUGUUCUCAUUGACAUGGACUGUUUUUAUUGCCAAGUUGAAGAAAAGCUGAACCCAGCACUAAAAGGGAAACCAAUAGCCGUUGUGCAAUAUAAUCCUUGGCAAGGUGGCGGAAUCAUAGCAGUAAAUUAUGUAGCUCGAGCGAAAGGGGUCACAAGGCACAUGAGAGGAAAGGAGGCUAAGGAGAAAUGCCCUGAUAUUGAAUUGCCAGCAGUACCUUGUCUUAGAGGCAAAGCUGAUAUAUCUAGAUAUAGAGAAGCAGGUAAAGAAGUAGCAAGAGUACUGCAGAAAUUUACUGCUCUGUUGGAAAGAGCUUCAAUAGAUGAAGCUUAUUUAGACAUCACUGCUUCUGUGGAAGAAAGACUAAGCACCCUAAAUUUGAAUACAGUAAAUACAAACAUGAUACCCAAUACUUUUGCACUCGGUUAUGACUGUAUAGAAGAAUUUCUAUCUGACAUCCACACUCGUUGCGUGGAUAACAUCGACUUUGACUACGAACACACCAAGAGACUACUGGUAGGCGCCGUUAUUGUUAGUGAAAUCAGAGCUGCUGUAUAUGAAGAAACUGGCUAUAGAUGUUCCGCUGGCAUAGCACACAACAAAAUUUUAGCCAAAUUAGUUUGUGGAUUCAAUAAGCCUAAUAAGCAGACAAUUUUGCCCAAACAUUCUGUCAAUAUAUUGUACAGCACACUUCCCCUUAAAAAAGUUCAACAUUUAGGAGGGAAAUUUGGGUAUUCUGUUUGCGAAACACUUAAAAUCAGCAAAAUGUGUGAACUACAAAAGUAUACUGAGAAGGAACUUCAAUCAAGAUUUGACGAUAAGAAUGGGUCAUGGUUAUACAAAAUAGCACGUGGUAUUAAUCUAGAACCUGUACAAGUAAGGUUAAACCCAAAGAGUAUUGGAUGCUGCAAACAAUUUCGAGGCAAAGCUGCCCUCCUCGAUCUGGAUAGCUUACGAAAAUGGCUGAAGGAUCUUGGCGACGAGAUAGAGGACAGACUUGAACAAGACGCCUUAGAAAAUAAUAGAACACCGAAACAAAUGGUAGUAAGCUUCUCUACGCAAAUGCCAGAUAGAAGGGAUACCAGCAGUUCACGGUCUUACAAUUUUGUUGCUGAUGAUGAACUAUGUGCCGAACUUUUUUCUAGCAAAGCUUUGGAACUUCUUCUAGAGAGUUCUGAAGGGGUGAAAGUAAAAGAAAAUGAAAGCAACAGAAAGUUAAAAGCUCCUAUUAAAUUCCUUGGUAUAAGUGUCGGAAAAUUCGAAGAUAUUUCAGAUACGAAGAAAACAAACAGAAUAUUAGAUUACUUUAGUGCGGGUCCUUCUAAAGAUGUCAUAGACAGACCAAAACACAAAAUAACCGAGGAUAAAAGUGAGGAGAAAUCAAAGGCUAAUUUAAAAAAUAAUGGUAAAGAGUAUCUCAUGCAGAAAUUUUUCAAAGCUACUGAAAACCCUCAAUCUGUUACGAACCUUAACGACCAUACUAUACAACCUGAAAUGCCUAAAGCCGCCGAAACUAAAGCAUUGGAGAAAGAGAGUGGAAACCCUCCAAAUAAAGAAUCGUUGAAGUCUCAUAAUAUCAAAUUUGGUGUGGUUGAAUCUACUUUAGAAGAACAGGAAUCGUUUUUUGCAAAGAUCUUAAAUCAAAAUAAGAAUAAGGAUCCCCAAAUUACGAAUACUAAUUCGGCAGAGAAGACUCGACCAAUAACACCACUUUGCGAUGUCGUCAAAUGUGAGGAUGAAACGAAUGACAGUGAUUAUUCAGGUUCAACAAUUAUUAAUGAAAUAAACAAAAGUAUGGCUUUAUUCGAAGAUGACCCGGAAGACGUUAAUCGUGUGACUAGCAUGAGACAAUUAUUGAAUAGUUCAAAAUUAAUGAAUGAAAACAAACAGGCAGUUAGUCCUGAAUUAAAUUUGAAUAGAGUAGCUCGCUCGACUCCUCGAAUGGAGCCUACACCGUCUGAAAUGUUCGAUUGUCCAGAAUGUGGUAAAUCUAUACCAAUAGUAGAAGUUGAAAUGCACUCCGAUUACCAUGUUGCAUUAAAAUUAAGAGAUGAGGAGCGCCAACAAGUCCGUCGAGAAAAACAAGAUAAAACUACUGUUAUUGUUAAACGAAAAUCAGAGGAUACCAAAAAGAAAAAGGUGACUGAAGAUUCAAGUGGCAAAAACAAGUCAAUUUCUUCCAUUGCAAGUUUCUUAGUAAAAAUUGAUAGUAAUAUGCCAACAGAGUCAUGCUCUGAAUGUGGCAAAAGAAUACCUGUAGAAAAAUUUAUGGAGCAUUCAGAUUUUCAUGAAGCUCAAAAGCUAAAUAGGGAACUGAAUAAUAAGAUCAGUCCUCACCUUAGUGGGAAUAGUGUCAAAAGAAAAAGGGUAUCUACCUCACCAGUGAAGAAUAUAAAACCUUGUAGAUCUAACAACUCAUUAUUUAAAUAA